AUGACUGUUAGUGCAGUGGCUGUCAUUGCCAAGCCAGCACAGGACGCGAUUCUGUGGGCAAUGCAAAGCGGCCAUUGUGAGAUGGGGUCCGACCAUGAGGGAUCUUCUUCUGGGAGUGACCCAGACUCGCCUAGUCCAGAACGAGUUCAAGUUGGAUCCAAACAGUUAUUUCUGAGGUUGAUGUCCAGUAGUGUGCAGUUGGACUCAGAGGAGGCCCGUUCUGCACUCUUGCAAAGCUUGAUGGAUCAAGUCCUUGAAGGGCCUUCCACCAAGGUGGGAAACUUAGAUCUGAGUUCCCUUGCACAGCGGGAACUUCCACCUGGGAGUUGGGGACAUCUUUUUGUCAUCUAUCAAGCUCACUGCAUAGCCCUUGAUCAGAAGGUUGCAAGCAAGGCGCUCUUUUACAAAGUCUCCAAACCAUGGAGAAAGGUGCUGGCGUUUCGCCGACGAAGUCAGCACAGCACUUGUGCUGUAUGCGACAAACUACGAGCGAGAAUGAGACACGCGAGAACAUUUAUAGAGAAUGCCAAAGCAGCUGACUGCUUGUUAGGCCAUCUGGCCACGGUGUGGCGCUGCAGGGAAGUCUACUGGGAAGCUCGCCAACAGUCCCGCAAUGGAGAUGAGCUUCUAACCUUAAUAAUCGACGGGUUCGAUAGAAGCAAGCCUCUUCUUCCACGCUGGACCCGAGGAAGGACACCAAAGCACAGCACGUGUGAACGGGUUACUCGGACAGGUGUCCAAUUGUCUGCAGUGAUUGCACACGGACACGGCGUUGUCAUCUUCCUCACGGAUGAAGCGACUUCGUGCGGCGGGUCAUACAGUUGGGAGACCAUCCUGUUUACUCUGAACGAGGUGAGACCUUGGAAAGACUUAAUCCCACACGUGGCGACGAUGAGCAACGUCUACAGGCCUCGUAGCGGAGAAGAUGAGGAGAGGAUUCCUCACAGUUUCCUCUUUCGUCGAAGAGAUGGGUUGCCAGCAGCUAUCCCUCGCAGUGAACGUCUUCCACGAAGAUAUGAGCACAAUGCCUCUGACGUUUUCUGUCUUUUGAAACAAGACCUUUGCGAUGCAGAAUUGAGCCAGCCAGCAUUGCUGGUCUGGCCUGGUGAUGAAUUGGCUCGUUCGCGCGCCUUUUGGCAAGCUGCGACGAGCCACCGCGGGAAGCAUUUUGACUUGGAUCCGGACAGAGCCCGGGACCUCCUUGAGUUGGCUGAUGUGCUGGACUCAUAUCCACAGUAUGCUCGCGCUACAGCAUACAUGAGAGGCCUGAGCUACGAGAUCCUAGCGAUUGGACACUUUGUGCCAGGCAGCGAGAGGCUGUCCAAGGAGGAUUCCAAGCGACGCCGGGACACCUUGUUGAAGUUGGAAGAGAUGCGUUCUACAAAGGCUGAUCCCGAUGGCGAUGAGCCAGCAGAUGGCACCAAGGAGGAGUCAGAAGAGUCAGGGGAAGAAGAGGGUGAACGGGGAGAAGAGAACACUCUCUUGAUGAAUUUCAGGCAUCGCUUCGAGGCCACGCUUAGAGAAGCCAACCGGAUGCUCACAGUCAAAGAUCUUAUGAUCUCGUUUGAACCCUCAAGCAUUUAUGGGAACCGAGCUGGCUUCUUGAAAGGUCUCCUUGUGACAGCACGGGCCCCAGCUCAUGGAAACAUCUUCUGGCGUUCUCCUGCAUGGCGCCGGGGAAUCGUGACUGAUGUGCACAUGCUUCCUCGAGCAGAGAUGUAUAAGGAACAUCAGGUGACAUCUGCCCCGCUUUCCAUGCAAGCAGCUUUUACAGACUGCCAAGAGCAACGGCAAGUUGUUUGGAUGUUGGAAUUCAACAAUUUGUUUGGAUGGUGCUUUUCCAAAAUGUGGCUCUAUGAUGCUACCAUGUUUGAUUGA
Messenger RNA from Durusdinium trenchii, 1878 nucleotides. NCBI's taxonomy places the organism in Eukaryota, Dinophyceae, Suessiales, Symbiodiniaceae. The record is from the annotation of a GenBank genome assembly.